This is a messenger RNA of Mucor velutinosus, 1572 nucleotides long. Its product is annotated as Mitochondrial acidic protein mam33. Gene Ontology annotation, molecular function: oxidoreductase activity, acting on paired donors, with incorporation or reduction of molecular oxygen; heme binding; iron ion binding. The transcript has 2 exons. Bases 1 to 1572 code for a protein of 523 amino acids. Lineage: Eukaryota; Fungi; Mucoromycota; Mucoromycetes; Mucorales; Mucoraceae. The record is from RefSeq and is a predicted model, not a curated record.
AUGAUUACAGACACAAUUCAACAAAUCUAUGCCAAAAACGAAGAAGCAAUCAAAAAGCAAUGCCUUCCAUUGUCUGUUGCAGCCACUGUCACUUUUCUAGCGUACAAAUUAUACAAAAAUAGAACCAAGCAGUCUUCGAUCGAUGAUGCCCUUUUGCCCCCCUUAAUCAAAGGUGCAAAACCGAUCAUUGGCAACUUACUGGACCUUCAAAAGGAUCCUGCGACAUACUUGGAUAAUGCAAAGAACACCUAUGGUCCUUGCUUCAGAAUUGCCAUUCCAGGUCAAGGAAAGCUGUGUGUAGUUACAGGCCCAUUGAUUGGCGAGGUCAUGAAAGCAACCAAGAACUUUAGUUUUACGCAAGGGAUUGAAACGUUGGUGCCUGCUGCCAAAGUUGUUCAAAUAUCGUACAAGCACAAAUUUGUGGCCGAGACCAUCAGCCCCAGAGAGAAGCAUCCCAUUGUAUAUCCCAUCAAGCAUAACUUCAAGGAAAACCAAAUUGAUGUCUUUUCAGAGCGUAUUCAAACUGCAUUGAAAUCAGCCCUUGACCAAGAACUCAAUCUCAACAAGGGAGAAGAACGAGUCGUAGAUGUCUGGGACACACUCACCAUCCUCAUUUCUAACAUCUCAUGUCCAUGUUUCGCCGGUAGUAAAGUUGGCAAUGACAAAGAACUGAUAGCCGGCAUGGCGCAGUUCACACAAAAGAUCAUCAAGGCGGGCAUCUUUUUGUCUGUACUUCCAACAUGGCUAGGUAGCUUUGUGGUUCGCAAAUUCUUCUCUGUUGAACACGAAAUGGACCUCAUCAUGACUCUUUUGGUGCCUGAAUUGGAGAAGAUUAGAAACGGACAAGCUGGUGAUGAUUAUGAAGUAACAUUUGCUUCGAUGGCUCUCAAUUUACCCAAGGAAGAUGGUUCUGCUAGAACUGUUCAAGACGCUGCUUAUUAUUUUAACAAUAUCGCAUUAGCCAGUAUCCAUACCACCUCACAUUUUGCUUCAUUUGCAUUGCACGAACUCGCCUGUCGCCCUACGCUGAUUCAAGAUUUGAGAAACGAAGUGGCAACUCUUGGUAACAAUAGAACCCCUGAAUCUGUUGCUAAACUUCCAUUGAUGGACUCCUUCUUCCGCGAGGUGCUUCGAGUAGAUACGGAUUUCUUGGGCAUGCACCAUCUUGCUCUUCAAGAUACAACCAUGUCUACUGGCCAAGUAAUUCCCAAAGGCAGUUUAGUGGUGGGCGCCCUGGAACAGGUGCAUAGAGAUCUCCGUUUCUUGCCAGUGGAUGAAGAGACUGGAGAAGUUUUUGUGGGCGAAAAGUCUCUGGAAGAAUUUGAUGCUUAUCGAUACGUUGGCAAGAAGAUUAAGUCUACUACCGUUGGUCUGGACCAUCUCACAUUUGGUUUGGGCGCCCAUGCUUGUCCUGGUCGUUUCUUUGCUGCAAAUGAGAUCAAAUACGUGCUUGCUGAGAUGCUUGUGCGCUAUGAUGUGAAGACUAGAACAGGAAAACGCGCUCCGGAUAAUGUUCUUUUAGGCAUGACUAAAUUCCCUCCUCGUGAGCCUCUCAUUUUUACUGGCCUCUAA